Thelazia callipaeda (thelaziosis nematode) is the source of this 864-nucleotide messenger RNA. Lineage: Eukaryota; Metazoa; Nematoda; Chromadorea; Rhabditida; Thelaziidae. The record is from the annotation of a GenBank genome assembly.
AUGCUUACAUUGGGCAAAAAGUCAGUGAAAGAUCCAGCAGCUGUUGAUUUCCUUGAAAAGUCAAUGAUCGUACUGACUUCAAGCACCUCAGAAAAUCCGCUUAAUUUACUUCCGCAGAAAGAUGAGCCAAUGGAUGAUGAAAAUGAAAAAAGUCGUUCAAUAUUUAUGUCUCUUGGCCUCGAUACGGGCAGUAUGGAUCUCAGAUCCACUUCACCUGAAGAUGAUUCUAUUUUCGCAAUUCAUGGAGAAAAAUCAACAACUGAUUCAACGAUGGAUGGACAAUUACAAAUUGUUAGUGGUGGGGGUAGUGGUGACGUAGACUGUGAAGAGGGCACGUCAUCGCCUUUGAAUAACCUCAGUACCAACGAGCACUUGACCUCUCUGAUUGCACAUGUAGCACAUAGUAAUCCCCGGACUCAGUGUCCAGAAUGCGGCAAGCAUUUCCGCAAAGGUUCAUCCUUACAAGUACACAUGACUUUAAAUCAUGGCUUUCCACCUCCAGGAAGUUCUAUAUCUUCUGAUGACCAAGCAGAAAAGAGCUCUGAUUGUGGUACAUCAGCAGAACAUCAAAAUUCUCAAAGCGAAAAUCUUUCAUCAGGUCCUGUUCAUCAUGAGAUCAGAGAGAUCAAAUCAAUGAUUAGUGAAUUACGCUCUGCGCAAGGUACUGCACGAGUUGAACAGUUGUUAACCAGUUUGGAUACACGCGUUGGACGGUUGGAAAAGCAGUUAGAAAUGGCAUUGAAUAGCAUUUAUACAUUGGUUCAACUUCAAACUGGAAUCAAUUCGUCUAUCACAAGGUUCAGGGAGGAGGCUUGUGAGCAAUUAAAAACCGUUAAAGCGAUGCUCAGCGAGUCUUCUGUUUGA